Messenger RNA from Ilyonectria robusta, 3639 nucleotides. RefSeq lists its product as uncharacterized. The record is from RefSeq and is a predicted model, not a curated record. NCBI's taxonomy places the organism in Eukaryota, Fungi, Ascomycota, Sordariomycetes, Hypocreales, Nectriaceae. The coding region runs from base 75 to 3488 and encodes 1137 amino acids. The transcript is spliced from 3 exons. Gene Ontology annotation, molecular function: protein binding.
CUCCCAUCCCACACGACACGACGCCUGGGUCCGUCCUGAAGCAUUUUCUACCAGGCCGGGAUCGCGCUGAGAACAUGUCAUGGGAGUUGCCCGUCUUGACCUCUCUCAUCCUCAGCGUCCUCGGGUUCUGGUGGGUCUAUAACCCGCACUCGAGCUACCAGAAGGCCCUCGUCUACGCUGUCGUCUGCGGCCUCACUGUGCUCCUCGACCCUCGCCGAUUGCUGCUGCACAUGUCCGCGUCCCCCAUUGGCCUGGACACUUUGCUCGACCUCCGUCCCCAUGUCCUGCUCAUCCAUAACUUCAAAAUGGUCUUGACGCUCGGCGCCGUUGUCUGGCUGCUGCACCGCUCAUGGCAGACGUUAUGGAAACCCGUCCCCGACCUCAUCAAUAUCCUCGGGGUUGAUGUCCCUGAAUCCCCCGACGUAUCGCUUGCUGGCAUUCGAGCCGAUGCUGCCACUCUCAGCUGGUCCCCCCCUCCCAGCAAUCGUCCUGUGCAAAAAUACUCUAUACAAGUCAAUGGUGUUCAUGUGGGUGACUCGCCGGGUAAUGAAGUUGCGAUUACAGUUACUGGCUUGAAACCGGACCACUUCUACAACAUAAGGGUGGUUGCCGUGGGUCUAAACAACUUCCAGGCAGGCAGUCCAGUCCUCCGCUUGCGGACUUUCGGAAAGGAUGGAAAACCUCAACUCGGGAACUCGAGACUGCCGACCAGUUUCGCUAAAAACGAUCACCCUCGCACCAAGCCCGACGAUGACAACGAUGACACCGAUUUGAAUAGACCUUCCGUUCCAACUGUCGAGGCGGCGCCGGUCCUCGAUGGCAAUGCCGCGCCAACAUCCGAUAUCACGAGUGCCGCCACUGGUCAACGCCGAAACACGAUAAAUCGACGACAACACUCGCCCUCAGUGGCUAGCACGGAACAUCCUCAGAUUAAGCCUCCUGCCACCGAUGGCCCCGAAAUGUCUUUAGAAGAGUUGAACAAUAAAUUUGAAGGCAUUCGAAAGGAGAUUGACGACACUCUAUCACAAUGUGGGAAGGACGAGGCCGAGUUUCAGCAACAAGAAGAGGAGUUGAAGAGAGAGAAAGAUCGCAAGAGACUGGGCCUUAAGGAGAAGGAAGAGCAGACGACGCAACUCAAAGCCUCGGUUCGCAGUACUAUGGAACAGAUGCGUGGCAGCGAGAAAGAACGUGCUAAGAAGGAGCAACAGCUGAAGGACAAGGAGACUAGGAAAUCCAAGGUCCGAGACAGCAUUGCCAAACUUGAAAACGACAUUGAACGGAUGAAAAAGGAUCGGGCUGGAUUCGAGACGCAGAAAACCGAGUUGGAGCAAAAACGCGAUUGCGACGUUGAUAAGCUUGAUGAGAUUAACCAAGACCUCCAAGAAAAGUGUGCUGAGCUUGAGGCGGAGCUUAAGGAGAAGGGAAAACAGCUCCAGGAUCUCAAAGCCGCGCGCGAGCAACUCCCAGGCGGAGAUGACGAACAGUGGAAGGAACACGAUACACAGGUCCGCCGAGACUGGGAGGCUAGGAGGAAGGAACUACAUAACCAAUUGGUUGCAGAAACGAAAAAGGGGCAUCAUUUCGACCAGCAUAUUAGGGUACUCGGCGAACAACUGAGCAUCCAGCAUCAAUCUGGUCUUGCCUUUUACAACCAAGCAGAUGCUUCCCUCGAGUUCGAGCCCUCAACCCAAGUCAACAAGCGACAUAGUGGGAACAGUAACUCCCUCAAUCUCUCACCUCCGCCGACUCAACUCAUCAUCCCAGACAGCCACUUCUUGGCGUCCUCAGGUCUCACUCGCUCCGGGUUUGCACCUGGGCCCUUCAUGGAUUUGGCUGCUGAUGGUCCCGAUGAUCAUCAGACUGAAGCCGAAAUGAGAGCCGCUGGCGGUCCGUUGAGUCCAACUGCACAUUCCCUGCUUCCGUCUGGUAUCUUUGAUGAUACGUUUGAGGUACCCGACCCAGGGGUACACCACAGCUCGUUUUUGCCUGAAGCCAUCACUGCUGGAGACGAUGAGCACAUGUCGCCAGCCUCAUCCAGCCAUUCCCUCAGUCUUUUCUCAAGCCCUCAGGGCUCCUCACAUAACCUGCCGUUCCCACAGUAUACUGAUGGUGAGAUGCACACGCUCAAUCUCAGCACGUCGCCAGCCGCAACCACAUUGGCAGGUCAUCGACUCACUAGUCUUUUGUCUACUUUCCAGCGCAAUCGAGCACCUAAGAUCCCUGACGAGAGUGGAAUACCAAUUGGUACACUCAAAGCAGGGCAGAGUCAGUCGUUUCCCCGCGGCACGGAUGAACAUGAGCCGUUUGGUAAUAAACGCCGGCUCAGUUUUUCUUGGAUGAAUCGUCACUCAACGCAUGAAGGAACUCGAACAAGCGCUAUGUCAUCGAGGCCCUUUUCCGCACGCCGAUUGAACCCCUUCACAAGCUCUGCUGGUGCCCUUCUCCCUGAGAGAGAUGCGGAACAUUCUCGACCUGCAUCGAUUUCAUCGACUGAUCUCCCACGGCCAUCGACCGAUAGUGGCUCAAUUUGGGGAGCCCCUGGAGAGAUCUCCAUGCUCUCGCAGAAUCGCCUCUGGUCCCCUCCAAACGAAGGACGAUGGCAAUCACGAAAUCCGUCUCGUCGUCCAUCGAUUCAUGGAUCCCCUUCAGCAUUGGAAACGACACUUGCAUCUGCCGAAGACGAGAUUUUGGAUGAGGACGACUUGCUCGACCCUCAAACUUCGCCUAGCCAGGUUGGUGUCAUCGGUUCCCGUCCUCCCAGCCACAGAGCCUCGAUGAGUCAACGUCUAAACCCUGCUGCGCCAACCUUUAUGGCCCACAUUUUCGGUAAGGACAGGGAGAAGGACCCCAACUCUGAGAAAGAGAAGGGCAAGGGCAAGGAGAAGGAGCGACAUCGAGACAAGUCCAAGGAGAGGAGAAAAGUUAAGGAGCUGUCUGCUCCUUCCAUCGAGUUCCACAGCACUCUUGACGAUUCCCCCUCAGACUCCCGGAUAUCUAGAGAUGGACAUUCCGUGCAUACUCUGGUAUCAGUAUCAGAGUCCCAUGAGUCUCUGAACCUUGACACGACAGCCUCCAACUCGACCACGGAUAUGACUCCCUCAAGCUACAAGGACCCCGAGAAUGUUGUUAAGAAACUGUUCCGUAAGGGGAGCUCCAGCAAGUUCAGCUUGUCCUCCAGGUUGGGCAAGGACUCGGGACUCUUUAAGAAGGGACCAGGCAGUGCAACCUACUCCGAGAAGAACCUAUCUGCAGAGCAUCGCUCCAGCAUCGGCGACUUGGACGAUCUGGGUGAGGAUGUCUCCCAAAUGGGUCGCAGCUUCGACAGCAUGACAAGCAGCCCUUCGCUAGGCGCGACAAGUUCUCGGAGCAAGGAGACCAAGGAGGGCCGAAUGGGCACCUGGCGAUUCUCGAUGAAGAAGAAGGGCAAGGAUGCACCGGCCAAAGAAAAGGAGAGCUUGGACAUCGACAGGGCAGCGGAAGGGGAAUAGAUGGGAAUGGCCGAGAAGAGGCAUGUAGCGAAGCGUGAUAGCAUAUGGUGGCAACUGGUUAAGUCAGCGAAUACAACACAUUUGUAUCAACCGUUUGUCCCGUGUCUGUGUUGUCCACUCCUGAAGUGGUAUCUCUUCUCAUUUGGAACGC